CCUCUAUUUAUGGAAGGAGUGAAGCUGGCUAAAAUCGCUCGGUUAAUUAUCCAUAACAAACAAUGAAAGCAACAGACGGGGUUGAUUUAAUAUCGCAGUGAAAUGGAAUACUUAAAUAACAAAGCAUUGUCACGGCGUAGUUGAGUCUCUGUAACAUGAGAUCUUACCCAGCCGCCAAGAAAGGCUCCGCAGCAGGAUUUUAAGUGCCAGUCUAAACGCGGACCAUGAAUGAAAUGGAAAGGGCGGAUAAUGGAGAGUUGGUGCUCGCGUUGUCUGUUGAUCUAAACGAAAAUGAAGAGGGAAACAAGAAACAUCUAAGGCCAGCGCCUCUCGAUUGUAACAUAGGAGAAGUAAAAUCUCGCCUGUUGAAUGACGGAAGCAAAAAGUCAUACCCAGCGGAUAAGGUAGAGCUACCAGGGUCUGGUUAUGUUUACGUUUCCAGUCAUACUAAGAAUGUAAACUCAGACGGUGCUCUGUCGUCCUUGCAGGUUACUUCACCGGUGGAGAGCAGUAUUAUGCUCGACUUGAUCCCCAAGGUUCUACCGGGGCCGAUAAGCGACAGCUGUGUCAUUUUAGAACAGCACAGGGAUGGCAUACUAAACGGAUUUCCUGAAUCAUCUGUUGAAACGACGGUGGUGGCGGUGGGUUCCGAGGCUGAAGGAGGGGGUAGCGGGGGGAUCCCUUCCCACCAGGCUGCAGCUGUGAGCACAGACACACCGCAGGAAGGGAACGGAAUGUUACUCUCAACUCGGAUUUCAGAUACAGUAGGGCCCGAGGAGGAGGAACGUGCAGGGGAGACCGAGGAUUCCAACGCGGGUGAACUGGACAAGGGUCAUUUAAAUCCAGAAGCCAGGCCAAAGUCUACUGCUGUCUCUCCGGCAUUGUCAUGUGCUGGUAAGCAUCAGCAGAACUGCACGUGCAUGUCUGCAGUUGCAGACAUGAAACUGUCCAACGGCGACGUUGAUUUGGGGAAUUCGAUUAGUUUUCCUAUGGAUAUGACAUGUAUUGAUCACAUCCAGGAAACGCACGCCUCAGGAGGACAACAUAAUGAACUUGAUGCCCCUGACGGAGAAACAAAGGUGUCAAAUGGUGGAUUGUUGAUUGUAAACAAUAGCUCUCUUCACAGUGAAAUAUCGAAUCUCACUCCUGGAACCGCAGGUGGCCUUUCCGAUAGCGGCGUAUUGACCCAUAAACUUGAAAACAUCCCUAGCUCGCCUGGGUCGUAUGGCUGCUCCAGUCGAGAGUCUGACCAUGCUAGCGGGGAGGCUUCUCCGGCUGUCCAGCUGACAGACCCGGCUUGCUGGGCUUUCGAGCCUGAGGACGACCUCGUUGAACUUUCUUCUAAGCUCUCCAUAACACCGUCUCCCGAACACACCAGCUACGUAAAUACCCAAACGGAGUCGAGUCUUAGAGAGGAUUCUAGCGAGGCAUAUGGUCCAAGUAGGCCACAGUCGCUCCGAACUACACCGAGCUAUGCGGUCUCCCUCAGCUGCGACGCGACGCCUCUUAGUCCCGACGAUGGAGAGGGAUAUAUCGGGGCUGAUGAAGGCAUGGAUCCAGACGGGACUUAUAGGAACAGGUUUGAAGUCAGCCGCAGGAAGAGUGCUCCUGAUCAGUGGCCGGAUGGGCAUGCAGUGGACUUGGAGAUGAACAGAGAUCAGCCGGGCUCAAGCAAGAAACACGGCAUUGCAGAAUUCUUCACCAGAGGCCUCUUCUCCCGAAAGCCCAGAGAGCAGAAGUCGGGGGCUGCCAGCACAUCGGGUUGGAAGUUGUUCGGGAAAAUCCCACCAAGGGACAACACCUCCAAAGAUUCCAGUAGCGCUCAACAGGACGAUAGCCCAGCCAGGGUCAGCUCUGUGUCCGCACCCAACCUCUCGAUCGCAGGGGAGAAUGAGGCGAAGGCGGGGCAAACAGCUGGACUCCACCCCCAGAACCAGCCAAUGAGGAGGAAGAACCUGGAGUUUGAGCCUACAUCUACAACAGCCCUCAUUCUGGAGGAUAGGCCAGCGAACCUUCCAGCCAAGUCUAUGGAGGAGGCCGAGAGACACCGGCAGGAGUACGAGGAGAUGGUGGCGGGAGCCAAGAGGAGAGAGCUGAAGGAGGCGCAGAGGAAGAAGAGGCAGAUGAAGGAGCGCUUCAAGCAGGAGGAGAGCAUCGCCGUCGCCAUGGUGAUCUGGAACACUGAGGUCCUGCCCAACUGGGAGAGCAUGAGGAACACGCGGCGGGUGAGGGAGCUGUGGUGGCAGGGUCUUCCUCCAAGUGUCCGCGGCAAAGUCUGGGGACUCGCCAUCGGCAACGAGCUCAACAUCACUCCAGAGCUUUAUGAGAUCUUCUUAUCGAGAGCCAAAGAGAAAUGGAGAAGCUACAGUGAGACGAGCUCCGAGACGGACGUGGAAGACUGUGGUGCGUCAUUGGCAGACAGAGAGUCCAGUCUGGACCUAAUCAAGUUGGACAUCUCCAGAACAUUUCCCUCCCUGUACAUAUUCCAGAAAGGUGGGCCUUAUCAUGAUCUCCUGCACAGUGUGUUGGGAGCGUACACAUGCUACAGACCAGAUGUGGGCUAUGUCCAGGGCAUGUCCUUCAUUGCUGCAGUGUUGAUUCUGAAUAUGGAGGAGGCCGAUGCCUUCAUUGCCUUUGCCAACCUACUCAACAAACCUUGUCAGAUGGCCUUCUUCAGAGUGGACCACGACCUGAUGCUGAAAUACUUUGCAGCGUUUGAGGUGUUCUUUGAAGAGAACCUGCCCCGCCUCUAUCAGCACUUCCAGAACAACAGCCUGACGCCAGAUUUCUACCUGAUCGACUGGAUCUUCACGCUGUACAGCAAGUCUCUGCCGCUGGACGUGGCGUGCCGCGUGUGGGACGUGUUCUGCCGUGACGGCGAGGAGGCGCUGUUCCGCACGGGCCUGGGCAUCCUGCGCCUCUACCAGGACGUGCUGCUGCAGAUGGACUUCAUCCACAGCGCCCAGUUCCUCUCGCGCCUGCCCGACAACACGCCCGCGCACACGCUCUUCAGCUGCAUCGCCAACACACACAUGCUCAGCAACAACCGCAGGUGGAAUCAGGUGUUUGCUGCUCUGAUGAAGGAUGGGAGCAGUGUGGCAGACCGCAACAACAGCCCAGCCCUGAGGAGCUGAAGGCUUCAGUCUCUUUCUCUCUCUCUCACACACACACACACACACACACAAACACACAUCCCUGAGCGAGCAGGAGGAGACUAGUGGAGACUGGAGUCUUCUGGCACCUUCUUCAGUAUUUCAAAAGGUUUCAGUCCUGUGUGUGUGUGUGUGUGUCUUUGUAUGUGCACAUGUGUGUGAGGGAGAGCAGGACAGACGGCGCGAAAGAGAACGUGUGUGUGUGUGUGUGUGUGUGUGUGUGUGUGUGUGUGUGUGUGUGUGUGUGUGUGUGUGUGUGUGUGUGUGUGUGUGUGUAUGUGUGUGACCCAGGUAGCAUUUGGGUGUGGUGGCCCCUGGAGCUCUGAGCCUUAAACCCCAGCCUGGCGCGUGCUCAGAAGACGUCCAUUGUGCCAGGAGCAGAGACCGCUGUGGGACCCACGCCACACGACAUGUGCCACUAGGCUCUCUACACGCGCACAGGGGCACUGCAUGCAGGCACACAGGCAGAGAGACAGACAGACACACACACACGCACACACACACACACACAGAGAAACACACUCCAUUCACACCCAACCCAUUAGGGUUCAGUGCCAAUGUUUGUGCUUCGUAAAGCAAGUCUGAGCUUGUUAUUAGACGCAGCACUGCUAUACAUUGCUUUUGUGUCUGUGUGUAAGACCUCUGCUCUGUCCUGUGUAUGCGUUGUGUGAAUUGAGGAAGUGAGUGUGUGUAUGUGCGUGCGUGCGUGCGCGCGCUUUGGUUGUUCUUGAGGAACAGCUAUGUAAACGAGGCUGCUAUCUUAGGCCUUCUCCCCCCCCUUUCUUGGACACUCCAAAGUUUGAGCAAACUCAUGAGUUUGAAGACAUUACAGAAAAAGUGCAAUAGUGCGGCCUAGACGCCCAGAGAGUGCUGGCCAGACCUUGCUACGGUCAGUCCAGCUGCAUAACUGACCUGUCGUCACUUGCAUCCAUGACGUGAUGGCACUGUGAGUAGCAGAGAGACCUACGUUAUGCAUUCAGUCAGUUGUCUCCAGUUAUUUCCAAACCAGGACUGUUUUUGUUUGUUUGUUUGUUUGUUUGUUUGUUUGUUUUGAACUUAUGGCCGGCGUGUCUGUUUAGAUUAUUUCUGUUAAACCUUUUAUUUAAAGUUGUAUAAUUCUUUUUUUGUAUUUUAAUUUAAGCCUGAAUCAUUUAGCCAGUUUUUUUUUCUACAUCUUUUGUUUUUAAUUUCAAAAUUCACUACUGUACAGUUUUCUUACAUUCUACUGGUAAUGUAUAUGUAUAUAUACAUAUAUAAAAAUAUAUAUGUAUAUAUAUGUAUAUAUACAUAUAUAAAAAUUGUGAAAUGAAUUCUUAGGCUACUUGUCUAAAUGUGUAAAUAUAUCUCAAUAACAAGG
Molecule: messenger RNA, 4509 nt
Organism: Sardina pilchardus (European sardine)
Lineage: Eukaryota; Metazoa; Chordata; Actinopteri; Clupeiformes; Clupeidae
Gene: tbc1d12a
Product: TBC1 domain family, member 12a
Exons: 14
Coding region: 225-3134 (969 amino acids)
Source: RefSeq, a predicted model, not a curated record